AUGUGGGGGCCCCGGGAAGUUUUAGAGGGAAAGGGGGAGGGCGAUUUUCUCUUCCCGGGAAAACCCCGGCCCCCCCGGCAACCCCCCCCGCGCCCGGGGCGAGUUGGUCGGGGGAGGUGGGGAAGCCGGGCGAUUGUGUCCCCCGUGCGGUCCGCGGCGCCGCCGGCCGCGCUGGGAGUGCGGGCUGCGGGACUGGGGGCCUUACGGCUUGCCGGGCCUGCCACCCGGGAGCUGGCAUCCGGGGCGCCCAAUCCCGGGCCCCGCCGCCCUUUGGACUCCCGGCCCGCGCUCUCCUGGAGCCCGCCGGGCCCCAGCUCCGCGCAGGCCUCGGGCCCGGCUCCUGGCGCCCAGGCCGGUUCCUGCGCGCGGUGUCCGCGGCUGCGCUGGGUUUGCCAGGGAGCGAAGUUGCGCGCUCUGGGCGUGUGCCUCCCCAACCCCGAGAGGCAGAGGCUCAGCUACCCUCCAGCUCCACCGUCUGCGUCGGCGUGGGGGCUCCGAGCUCGGAGCUCAGUGCGCCUGGCUGUGGAGAGGCCCGCAGUGGGGCCUUUUCGCCCGCACGUCCUGAGGGCCCUUGUUUAUAGACUUCAGAGGGUUAGAGGGAGGCGAGUCCCCUACAUCGUCUGCCCUACCGGGCCUGGUGUAUUCCUGCCUGGUGCUGGGCCUUCCCAGCCAGGCCCUGGGGCAGGGUCGUGGAGACCCCACUCUGCCACCUUUCCUGGAGACGAGUCUGAUGCCCGGCUGAGAUUGUUUCAGGGUCUGGAGAAAAGAGGCCUUGGGGAAGGGCUUCUCAGGGUCUCACCUCUCUCCAGAGACUCUUUCUCCAUCUGCCUUCUUCCUCCGCCUGAACCCUGUGGGUUCCAGAGAGGCUCAGGCAGCCCCGUGGGCUCAGGCCCAGAGCCCGGAGCAACCAGCACAAUAGCGUCCAACAGCUGGAACGCCAGCAGCAGCCCCGGCGAGGCCCGGGAGGAUGGGCCCGAAGGCCUGGACAAGGGCCUGGACAACGAUGCGGAGGGCGUGUGGAGCCCUGACAUCGAGCAGAGCUUCCAGGAGGCCCUGGCCAUCUACCCGCCCUGCGGCAGGCGCAAGAUCAUCCUGUCGGAUGAGGGCAAGAUGUACGGUCGAAACGAGCUGAUCGCGCGCUACAUUAAGCUGCGGACAGGGAAGACACGGACGAGAAAGCAGGUGUCCAGCCACAUACAGGUUCUAGCUCGGAAGAAGGUGCGGGAGUACCAGGUUGGCAUCAAGGUCUCUAGCCACUUGCAGGUUCUAGCCAGGCGGAAAUCUCGGGAGAUUCAGUCCAAGCUGAAGGCCAUGAACCUGGACCAGGUGUCCAAGGACAAAGCCCUCCAGAGCAUGGCGUCCAUGUCCUCUGCCCAGAUCGUCUCCGCCAGUGUCCUGCAGAACAAGUUCAGCCCGCCCUCCCCUCUGCCCCAGGCCGUCUUCUCCACUUCCUCACGGUUCUGGAGCAGCCCCCCUCUCCUGGGACAGCAGCCUGGACCCUCUCAGGACAUUAAGCCCUUUGCACAACCAGCCUACCCCAUCCAGCCGCCCCUGCCACCGACACUCAGCAGCUACGAGCCCCUGGCCCCGCUGCCCCCAGCCGCUGCCUCCGUGCCCGUGUGGCAGGACCGCACCAUCGCCUCCUCCCGGCUGCGGCUCCUGGAGUACUCGGCCUUCAUGGAGGUGCAGCGAGACCCUGACACGUACAGCAAACACCUGUUUGUGCACAUCGGCCAGACGAACCCCGCCUUCUCAGACCCGCCCCUGGAGGCCGUGGACGUGCGGCAGAUUUACGACAAGUUCCCCGAGAAAAAGGGAGGCCUGAAGGAGCUCUAUGAGAAGGGGCCCCCCAACGCCUUCUUCCUCGUCAAGUUCUGGGCGGACCUGAACAGCACCAUCCAGGAGGGCCCGGGCGCCUUCUAUGGGGUCAGCUCCCAGUACAGCUCUGCCGACAGCAUGACCAUCAGCGUCUCCACCAAGGUGUGCUCCUUUGGCAAGCAGGUGGUGGAGAAGGUGGAGACCGAGUACGCCAGGCUGGAGAACGGGCGCUUCGUGUACCGCAUCCACCGCUCGCCCAUGUGCGAGUACAUGAUCAACUUCAUCCACAAGCUGAAGCACCUGCCCGAGAAGUACAUGAUGAACAGCGUGCUGGAGAACUUCACCAUCCUGCAGGUGGUCACCAGCCGAGACUCGCAGGAGACCCUGCUGGUCAUUGCUUUUGUCUUCGAAGUCUCCACGAGCGAGCACGGGGCCCAGCACCACGUCUACAAGCUUGUCAAAGACUAGGGGCCCUCGGAGCCGCCACAAGGCUGCAGAACUGGCGCCUCUGGGGGGUCCAGGAUCAAGGACUCAUCCACCCACCAGGCAUCUGGCCCGGGACCCAGGAGGCCACCCCGCCCACCCCCAGCACACACACUCCCUGCCACUGUUCUGCGCUUUAAAUGUGGGAGAAGAGAGGAGGGCUGGGUUGUGGGGCAGCCAGGCUGCAGCGGUGACCCACUCUCGCGCAGCUGUGUGGCUUGAGUGACCUCAGAGAGCUGGGGCUGCAGGACACCUUCGGGCUCCAGCAGGUGUGGCCACUGGCUGUCCCCUCAGGGGCGUGUGGUGGGCGCAGAGGCCCUAGGAGAGGAGUGGCAAGUUGGGGUUGGGUUGGAAAGGGCUCCCACUUCCUCACAUCCGCUGGGUGUCAGGCCCCUUGCAUGCCUUAUACUGUCCACAGAGCCUGCAAAGCGGGCAUGAACUCAGUUUCAGGCGAGGUGCCAACGUAGGGCCCCAGGAUGAGCGAGUUCUCGCCAGGGCUGCUCAUCCUGGAGCCCAGGCUUACACUACCUCCCUGGAGCAGGGCUGGCCGCAUGGGGAGAGUGGGGCAGUGUCUGCCCAGGGAGUGAGGGGGCCUCUCUGGGGGCCUGGACAGAGCACCCCAGGCAGAAGGGCCAGAGGGCUCUGCAACAGCUACUAGGCCUGUUAGGCACCCUCUCUGCCCGAAAGCCGCCAGGGUCCCAGGAGCCUCCAAGCAGCCCCUCCCCUCCACUGUCCAGGACCUGGUAGAGGAAGGCGGAGUCCCAGCCUCCGCACAGGCCCCAGGAGAGGUAGCAGGAGGCCUGGAUAUUCCCCCUUGCCUGAGACCUGGGGUCGCCAAACCCUGGAAGGGUCCUGCUGCCUUCUGGUCUUUCCCACCUCAGUCCCCCUGCCCUGGGCCAGCAGCUGCCCAGACCUUGUUCUGGGGCUGAGGGUCAACCCUUUGCCUGCCCACCAGCCCUCUGGGUAUUUAUGAGUUUCAUAUGAAGUACUGUGCCCCUUCCUUCCUUGCCCCACCCCGCCCGAGCUUCCUGAAGGUCCUCACAGUUUGCAUACCGCUCAGGCCACCCCCAACCCCCACCUAGGUUUUAUAAUGUAUAUUAUAUAUAUUUUUGUGUAUUUUUUAAAUCCAGCUGUGAUGGGUUGUCAUAAAUGUGGCUCUGGGCUAGGGCACUGGUCCUCAAGGCCCAGCUCCUGCUCAAAAACAGAAUUAAAGUUAUGUUUGUGGGUCUGCCACGUGACCGGUUACGCACCAGAUCCUUGGUUAGAACACCUUAGGUGGCCACGGUGCCCCUCGAGGCCCUGGUGUCACCCCCACCAUGCUCCUUCCUAAGGAAUCUCAGCCCCGUUUCCUCACGUUUCUCCCAGCACUGGCCUGAGCGCCUCCAGGUGGUGACCUGCGCUAGCCUCCUGAAGCAGUCCACUUCAUGGGUGCCAUGGCUACUGCUGGUCAUCCUGGCCCUGAGGGGUGAUGGCUCUCCCUCAGUGGAUAGCUGAGCCACCUAUAAGGGGUUGAGAAGUCUCACGACCUAGUUUUCCCAGGAGACUGCUGACCCAACCAUCACAUUGAGAUAAAAUGUGCUCAUCAAGUCCAGGUCUCAAGUUCCAACUGCCCAGGGUCUGAGUCCUGGAGGACCCACUAGGCCCAGGGCUAGUCAGUCUGUACUCAGUCUGUACUGUGCGGGGGUGCAUUAGCAGACAGCACCCAGUAACCAUCUGGAGUGCAAAUAUCAGUGUUUAGUCCAAGGGGAGGGGAAUCACCUACACCCAAUUUUAGCUUCAGUAUGUAAACUUGCAGCUGCACAAGGGUCCUUUAAAGUGCAGCAAAUACACAUCUUUUAGCCCCACUUGCCCUCCUUAGCUACUGAAAUUCACAGCUCCUCCCUGCAGAUUGCAGCUUUUUAAGGCAGAAAGCGGAAUCUCUCAUGGGCUGGUUCACUCCCCAAAUGGCUCAUCCUGGUCUCCCAAACACGUGGGCUCUCCCAAGUGCAUGAGCUGGACCCCGUACUGAAGGUGGAGGCUUAAUCACCUAUGCCACGGGACUGGGCCCAGCCUGCAGCUCUUACUUAAAGCCAAGUUCCAAUCUAAAAGCUACAAUGAUCUGACCUUGACUUCAGUAUUCACAAAGCUGAUGCAUCUGAAAGCAUCAAUCCUGGAUUAACCUGUUAGUUUGCAAGACCAGUUAAUGGGCAUUUUCCACACCAUAAGCCACCUUUCCAGUCCUGGGUUUGCCUGGGACAGGGCUGUUCUGAUGCUGGGUCCCAUCAACCCCAAUUCUGAGCUCUGUUGCCCAUGUUCCUGAAUAAUUUACCUGCUGCUACUGACCAAACCAGAACAAGAUUUGCAACAUUCAACAGAGGGCCCACAAACCCACCCAAGGACCCAUGACUGAUGGAUGGUGUGUAUGAGGAGUUUCAGGGCUUAGCUUGAGAGCCACACACCCUACAGAUGGAACAGGACUCCACACUGAUGGCAGCGGGACAGGGUUCACCCACCACUAGCAGUGCCCGACCACCCCUCACCAAGGAACAGAAAGCCCUGACACCCCGUGAGCUCACGAGGCCCUUCAGCCCCAAUCACAGGCAGACGGGACGGUGGCACCAGGGUUUAUUAGGGUGUGCUUUAGUACAGGCGCUGGGGCUUGCCCAUGGUGCUCUUGAUGUACAAAGCCCGGACAUUCUGCCAAUUCUUCUUCAGCAGUGACACCAGGAAGUUGACAGCCAGGUGGAUGUUGUACACAAGCUCAUCGUCUGUCAUCUUCACGUGGCCAACUGCCACGGCCAGACACAGCACCUGGGGGAGAGGGGAGGAUUGGUCCACAUGGCAGCCGGCCAGGCCAGCCCACCCCACCCUCGGUGACCAGCUGUGCUUGGGCCCAGGGAGAGAGCUGACCAAGGUUAUUCCAGACCUUGUCAAUGCAUCCACUGAAGUACAGGCCAGGGAACCUAACGGCUGCCACACUGAGCGACUGGGUAAAACCUGAACCCUCUGCACCUUCACCCACAGUUCUUACCUUCUUCAUCUGGAACUUGAUUGUGGACUUCACCUCAUCGACUUUGGCCACCAUGUUCUCAUUGUGUGUCAGCAGGGAGGGGAACUUGCCAGCCUUAUUUAGGCCUGGGCCCAGGAUUCGUGGGAUCUGCUUAAUCAGAGA
Molecule: messenger RNA, 5452 nt
Organism: Oryctolagus cuniculus (rabbit)
Lineage: Eukaryota; Metazoa; Chordata; Mammalia; Lagomorpha; Leporidae
Source: RefSeq, a predicted model, not a curated record